AAAUAGGCCAUUCCUCUAGUUUUUAAUAGUGCUCCAAAACCAAUAGGAAUUGUUGGGAUUUUUGCAGCCAUGAUCGGUUGGGAAGAUGUUUACAAGGUGGUUUCCGCCAUGGCUCCAUUGUACUUUGCUUUGAUCUUAGGCUAUGGCUCUGUGAAAUGGUGGAAAAUCUUCAGCACCCAACAGUGCGAUGCCAUUAACAAAUUGGUUUGUUAUUUCACUCUCCCUCUCUUCACCUUCGACUUCACUUCUCACAUCGAUCCUUUUCAUCUCAACUUUCCUUUCAUCGUGGCCGAUGCCAUCGGAAAACUCAUUAUCGUUCUCGUCUUGGCCUUUUGGGCCAAGUGUACUAGCAAAGGUAGUUAUUGUUGGUCCAUCACUAGCUUCUCGCUCUCCACUCUCACUAACGCCCUCGUUAUCGGUGUCCCUCUCGCUAAGGUCAUGUAUGGUCAAAUGGCCGUUGAUCUCGUCGUGCAGGGUUCGGUGAUCCAGGCGAUUGUUUGGUUGACAAUGCUAUUGUUUGUGCUGGAACUUCGACGGACGAGGUUGGAUUUGAUUGCUGCCGAAGCUUCUCCGGGGUUUGUCAGCGACGAAAAAGCUGUGCAAUUGACUGGAGAGGGAGGCAAGGAUUUAGAAGGAGAAGCCAUGAAGGUUGAGGAAAGAAGAUCAAGCAACAGCCAUAGGCCUUCUUUGAAGCCUUUGAUGAAGAAAGUUUGGCUGAAGUUGGCUGGGAAUCCCAACUCAUAUGCUUGUACUAUUGGUUUUGCUUGGGCAUUUGUUGCAAAAAGGUGGCAUGUUGAAAUGCCAAACAUUAUGGAAGGAUCUAUUCUCAUCAUGUCAAAAGCUGGGAUUGGCACUGCCAUGUUUAAUAUGGGGAUUUUUAUGGCACUGCAAGAGAAGUUGAUAGCUUGUGGACCAACACUUACAAUAAUAGGAAUGGUGUUGAAGUUUAUUGCUGGACCAGCUGCCAUGGCCAUUGGCUCCAUUGCCAUGGGUUUGCAUGGUGAUGUUCUACGUGUAGCUAUAAUCCAGGCAGCAGUACCACAAUCCAUUACAUCAUUUAUUUAUGCAAAAGAAUAUGGGUUACAUGCAGAUGUUCUUAGCACAGCGGUGAUUUUUGGGGCAAUUGUUUCUCUUCCUGUGUUGGUUGCUUAUUAUGCAGCUUUAGAGUUUAUUCAUUGACCCUUUUUAUGAGACCUCAUGGCAACAUUUUUUUAAGAAUGAGAAAAGGGGGAGUUAGAACAACACCUUGGAUUAUUUCUCCAUAUAAUUAGUCUACUUAUCUUAUCUUUUCAUUUGGUGCUAAUUAUAUGUGUAACAAUAGUGUUGAUUUACCAUUAAAAGAAGAAGAAGAAGAAUAAAUUUAUGUUCAAACCCAAA
Benincasa hispida (wax gourd) is the source of this 1377-nucleotide messenger RNA. RefSeq names its product Auxin efflux carrier family protein (gene PIN5). The record is from RefSeq and is a predicted model, not a curated record. Lineage: Eukaryota; Viridiplantae; Streptophyta; Magnoliopsida; Cucurbitales; Cucurbitaceae. Gene Ontology annotation, cellular component: plasma membrane; endoplasmic reticulum. Gene Ontology annotation, biological process: auxin export across the plasma membrane; auxin polar transport. Gene Ontology annotation, molecular function: auxin efflux transmembrane transporter activity.